AGAAAAACAGAGCAUUUUUUUUUUUCAUUUCCAACCAAAAAUCCAUGCCUCUUUCCUCCAUUAACGGUCACUUUUUUUUUUUAAAAUUCCUUCGUUAAUAUCCAAAAUCAUUAUUAUAUAUCAACCUGCCUGGGAUCUCUCUGAUUCUUCUCUUCCUUUCUUUCCUUUUACUCUUCUUUCACACUAUGAAAAUUUCACAGCCGACCCAUUCGUUUUGAAGCAUAAAUAUAUUAUAAAAAAAAAGGCCUUGACGUAACCAGCAAAAAUUUCCCAUAAGCAAGCUUCCUGCUCUCGUUGACAUAGCCAUUUAUAUUUGUUUAUGAAAUUGGGUUGUUGAAUCUGAUCUGGGUUUUUGUUAUAGUUAGAGAAGGAAAGAUGUUAACGUGCAUAGCUUGUUCAAAGCAGCUAAACGAUAACAAUGGAUCUGUUGGACGUCAACAGGAUGAAGAUACUUUGGAAACACCUAGGACUAGGCAAGCCAUUAAGGCUCUCACUUCUCAGAUCAAGGACAUUGCAUUGAAAGCAUCAGGGGCUUAUAAAAACUGCAAGCCUUGUUCUGGUUCAUCAAACCAUAACCGGAACUAUGCCGACUCCGACGCCGCCUCAGACUCGGCACGUUUCCAUUGCCCUUACCGAAGAACAGGAAGCCCCACUCCUCGAAUGUGGGGCAAAGAGAUGGAAUCAAGACUAAAAGCACUUUCCAGUGCAGAAGGUACCCCAACAUCCGUUAGUGGCCGUACAGAAUCAGUGGUGUUUAUGGAGGAAGAUGAGCCUAAGGAGUGGGUUGCUCAAGUGGAGCCCGGUGUUUUAAUCACUUUCGUCUCACUGCCUGAAGGAGGGAAUGAUCUGAAACGAAUUCGAUUCAGGCAGUACAGUGAUUGGCAAAUCUACUGUGACAUAAACAUUAAAGGCCUAAAUAAAUGUUUUCUUCACAUGCUAUGUAGUCGUGAAAUGUUUAAUAAAUGGCAAGCUCAAAGGUGGUGGGCAGAGAACUAUGACAAGGUCAUGGAAUUAUACAAUGUUCAACGCUUCAACCAUCAAGCAGUCCCAGUUUCAACUCCCCCAAGAUCUGAAGAUGAAGGCUCAAGAAUUGAAUCAGCUAAGAAUAGUCCUGCGACUCCACCACUGAACAAAGAGCAGCCACGCAACUUUGUGCGACCAACAGGAAUGGGCUACUCUUCAUCAGAUUCCCUAGACCAUCAACCCAUUCAAUCCCGUCAAUACUAUGACUCAGCUGCACUUGCUUCAACACCAAAACUCUCCAGUAUUAGUGGAGCCAAGACUGAGACAUCAUCUAUAGAUGGCUCUGCAAGGAGUAGUUCAUCAAGAGAAGCAGAUCGUUCUGGAGAGCUCUCCAUCAGUAAUGCCAGUGACAUGGAAACUGAAUGGGUUGAGCAGGAUGAACCAGGGGUUUACCUCACUAUUAGAGCACUUCCAGGUGGCUCCCGGGAGCUUAGACGUGUCCGGUUCAGCCGAGAAAGGUUUGGAGAAAUGCAGGCAAGGAUGUGGUGGGAUGAAAACCGAGCCAGGAUACAGCAACACUACUUAUCGUGAGAUUUAGCAAAUCAAUGGAUAGUGGCAAUUUGUCUCCUUUUAUGGUGGUACUGUUUAGACUAUUCUGUGUGCUUUGGGCACAACUAAUCACAAAAGCUUGUCUUUUUACAUAUAUCAACUCUGCUUAGUGUGAGAUUUAAAGGCAAAUCAGUGGGAUAGUGGCAAUUUGUCUCCCAUGGUGUUUAGCAAAUCAAUAAUUUGUCUUUUCUGGUCCAUAUCUGCCUCUUCAAUGUUUCCAAAUGUCAGCUCACCAUUUCGUAAUCAUCCAAGUUUAGUUCAACCUUACUACUUA
Messenger RNA from Gossypium raimondii (Peruvian cotton), 1846 nucleotides. RefSeq names its product protein Brevis radix-like 2. Lineage: Eukaryota; Viridiplantae; Streptophyta; Magnoliopsida; Malvales; Malvaceae. Bases 376 to 1554 code for a protein of 392 amino acids. The transcript has 6 exons. The record is from RefSeq and is a predicted model, not a curated record.